AUGGCAAAGAUGAAAUUACAAUUAGGAUGUUAUGGUAAAGCCUUUCUACUUGCUGAAUAAGCCAUGAGUACAUUAGAAAAAGAUCUAAUUGAUAGAUUAAAAAAAAGAGACUCAAAAAUUGAAGAUGCCAUGCUUCUUAUUAAUGGUUAUAUGAUUUUAGCUAAAUCCUAUGAGUUUUCAUAAGAAAAUGAUCUAUAGUACAUUCAUAGCAAAAGCGUUUGGGCAUAAAAAAAUUAAUAAGAUUAAUUUUGUAAAUUCUAUUUAAAUGCAAAAUAAUUAGCAAUUAAAUAUUUAGGAAAUAAUAAUCAAAUCAUAUAAAAAUUACAAUAUUCAUGUUCUCAUCGUAUUUAAAAACCCAAAAGUCCUAAACCAAUUAUAUAAUAAAUUUCUAGAUAAUAGUUCAAUUAAUUAAUAUAAGUAUUGAAAUUAGUAAAAGCAAGAGUCCUUAUCAUUACACAACCAGAAAAACCAUUAUUCAAAAGAUGUAUAAAGGGAUCUAUUGACACUCAUAAAACUAUAUCAACAUAAAAUAGCUAAGUUGAUAUGUCUAAACCAUAUAUAAAAUAAUUUAGAGUAAGAUGUAAAUAAAACAGUAAUCAUGAGAUUAAUUCUUCAGAUGAAACUACUAAAGAGAAAAUGCAAAAUUGUGAUACUCCUAUUUCAUAAUUUAAACAAUUGGAAACUAUUAUUCAAAAAAAAGUUGAAGAAUAAUUGACUAUGAAAUUAAAUACAAAAUAAUUAAAUAAUUUUGAAGAUUAAAAGAAAUUGUAGGAAUAAAAUUAAAAAAUAUCUAAUUUAUAUGAUUAAAUUUAAUAACUUAAAGAAUAACUCAAAGAAAAAGAUUUAUAAUAAGAAUAAUAAAAAAUAUAAAUUGAACUCUUAUAAGCUCAUAAUAAAUAAUCAAUAAAGAAUGUUAAAUGUAUUUAAAGUCCUAUUAAAAAAAAUAACUUUAUAAAUGAAUUCUAAAUAUCAAGUGAAUAAAAAUAAUCUUUAAUUUAAAGUGUCAUUCAAACUAAGAGAACUGAAAUUAAUGAAUUUAAUACUGAAUAAACACCUAUCAAAUUAGUAAAUUCUCUAAUUGGAGAAUUUUAAACUCCUGAAAAUAAAAGUUCUAUUGCUGAAUUUUAAACUAAUAAAAAAAGCACUCCUCCCUUUAGUUUUAGUUUUCAUAAACAUUAAUAAUAAUCUAUUGAUGUACCAUUGACUCCUCCUCCAAAUAUUACUUAAGAUAAUACUCUUGAUCAAUCUUAAUAGUGGCCAUCUCAAAAAUUAUAAUAAAUUAGUAUAAUUGAAUUUGAAGAAUCAAUGAAUUUUUCAAUAACUUAUUGUAAAUUAAUUUAUUUAUUAUAGAAACUAAUUAAGAACAUUAUUCCAUAUAAUUAUAACCUAAUGAAAUCUAUAUGAUUUAAGUAGAAAAUGAAUAAUCUUUUAUUAUUGAAAUAUCUCUUGUUACUAAUAAAGCAAAUCCAAAAUUAGAAGAUUUUUGUAUUUUAAUUUAAGUUAAUAUAAAUUCUUAAAGAAUUAGUGAAUUAAUUGAAAUAAGUUCUUUAGCUGACAUGUUAUAACAUACAGUAAAUAAUAUUUGUAUUCCUUAUCCUUUGAAAUACAUAACUUCAUAUAAAUUAUUUAUUUAAUACCUUUUAAUUCCAUUCAUUUAGGUAUAAAUGGAAAAUAAUUAAUACAAGAUUGCCUUAUAUUCAAUUCCUUAAGGUCUUUUUAGUAAUUAUUAAUAAAUCAAUUUAUAUGGUGAUCAAUGUGAAUGGUCUAUGUUUUUUAUAGAGAAUUAUAAAUUUAAACUAGUCAUUUUUCAGAAUAAAAUAAAUAUCUAAGAUUUUGAAAUAAUCUUUGAUUAAAUAUCAUUUGAUGAGUAUUUUGAGUUAUUGAAUAUUGAUUAAUAUAAUUAAUAGGAAAUGUAAAAUAUAUUAAAUACAAUUAAGAAGAUUUAAUAACCUUAAUUUAAUUAUUUCAAAUUGCCAAAUGUAAAAAUAAGAGAUAAAGAUAAAUUAGUAAAUUUUAUACAUAAUUGUCUUAUUUAAAUUGAAAUAUUGAUUAAUGAAUAAAAAUAAAUGGAUAUUAAACAUUAUUUAAAAGAGAAUGUUAUUGCUAUCAAUUUAGAUAUUAUUGAUAAAUGUAAAAUAAGAGCAUCUUUAAUUUAAAGAAUUAAUGGUAGAAUUGAUUUAAUAUUAAAGAAUUUUUAUUAAACUUAUCUGAAUUAAUAAUAAUAAGGAUUUGCUAUUAGUUCUAUUUAAAUUACAGAUGAAUUUAUUUAAGAUAAAUUUCAUAUUGAUUUUUUCACAUUAAAUGAAAGUGAGAAAUAAUUCAUUCUGAGAAAAAUCAGUAAUUAUUUUAAAUUGUAUACAUACAAUAGUUUAUAAGAUGGUAAUGAUUUAGAUUGGAAAAAUGAGAAUCCAAUAUAAUAAAUAGAUUAAAACUUUGGUGGAACACAUAAAAUAAUGAUAGUAGAUUAAUAUAGAACUCCUAUAAAUUUUACUCUAAUAGGUAUUCAAGAUAGACCAGAAUUCAUUAGAAUAGAUAUGUUUGAUACUGAAAAAGUAUAAUAAAAUGGAGUCUUAUUUUUUAUUAAUGAAGAUUAAUGGAGAAAGAGAGAAAUACAAUUAUCUAAUAAGAAAUAAAAAUAAUCAAAAUACAAUAAAGAAUUUGCAAUAUAGGAGAAAUAUUAUUUGAAUCAAGUAUUGUAAGAGAUAGGUUGGAAAGUAAUAGAGAAAUUGAUAAUAAGUAAGAAUUCAAUGUAAAUAAAUUAAGAUGGGAAAAUACAUCGGUUAGAAUAAUUUUUGAAUUAGAAAUCAAUUUAAGAAAAUUGAUUAUAAUUUAUAUAUGUAUAUAUGUAGUAUUUGUAAUUGCUUUCUUGCUUAUAAAUCAGAUGAAAUUUACAAGUACCCUUUAAAAGAAGGAGAACAAUUAAAGUAUAUAUUUAGAGUUAAAUAGUUUUUUAACAUUUAAAAUGAUAGAGAAUUGCAAAGAAGAUCAAUUCAAAAAAUAUGAUUUAUUUAGUCAUCUAUAUUGUAAAUUCUGCGAUUAAGAGAUAGGAAUGAGAAUAGGAAAAGAUUUCUCAAUUUAUAAAUGUUAACUUUAAGAAUCUUUAGCAUCUAUUAAUAUUGGAGUAUAUUCAUUGAAAUAAGAACUUUUAUAUAAAAUAUAACAUAUACUUGAUAAAACUUAUUAUUAGUGUUAUUUAUAAUAAUUACUUAAGAAAGAAUUAAGUAAUGUAUAAAUAAUUCCAAAUGUAAAUGCAGCAAUAAUAAUACAUUAAAUAGAAUCACGAUUAUUAUUAUUGGGAAAGAAUGGUUUAUAUAAUGAUUUAGCAUAAAAAUUAUGGAAAUAAACAUGUGGAAAUGUAUUGUUGAUUUUAUAUGAUAAAGAGGAAAUUAAUUAAGAAGAAUUAAUACAAAAUUUAGCUACUUAAGGAGAGUAACCAUAAAUUGCUGAUUUGUUUCAAUCUUAAAAUUUAGUAUUCUUUACUAAAAUUCUAAAUUUGAAUACAAUCUUAUCAAAAUAUUUUGCAAAAUCAUAUAAUUAAUGUUAUCCUGUUGAAAUUAUAAAAAAAGAAGAAGAUGUCUCAAAUGAAAAGUGUCUUCUCUUAUCAUACUAUUAUCAAAGAUAUAAAUAAUUAGAUCAUCCUACUUAAGAUGAUAAAUUGACACUAUCUUUAAUAAAAUAGUCUCGGAAGUAGUUAAAAUUUGAAUGUAAAGUUUAAUGA
This is a messenger RNA of Paramecium pentaurelia, 3718 nucleotides long. The record is from the annotation of a GenBank genome assembly. NCBI's taxonomy places the organism in Eukaryota, Ciliophora, Oligohymenophorea, Peniculida, Parameciidae.